AGCGGCUCACUUGACGGCAGCAGGGACGUCUCAUGCUCAUGGCAGACUAGCAGCCAGUCCUGAAAGUAAAAGCAGUCGUAAAACUCGUCGGAGCUCUUUGGCUAUCGUGUAACAAGAAACUUCCCUUGCGACGUCGUUAAUCUGAGACAACAAUCAGUUCACAGACACGGUGAAAAGUUUAUUUUAAGCGAAGGGCUACUUGCGCUGCUCUGUUGCUACAACUUUGCUCGGUCCAGUAGCCGUUCAGCCGCGACCACACCCUCCCUGCUUCCUCAUAGUACUGCAGCGGGAGCGCGCAGCACGACUUUGAAUCUCUGGGAAUAACGGCCACCUUUUCCAGCUACGUUUACGGUUUCGCUGAUCGUGGGACGUGCCAUGUCAAGUGAGUUAAAUGUUUAAAGACCACCGACUGAUAUGGCUAUGAGAAGGGAGUCCCCACAGAGAAAAUGCGGGGCGACACACCAUCUGGUCCCGAGCUAAGACGCAGAGGAGGAGGUGGAGGGCGGACAGACGGACGAUGUAUAUGGAGUCGAAGCGACCGGAGCAACUGCUAGCUUCUAACCCAGGACUCUGUUUGAAAAAGAAGAGGUUGAAAGUGGACUGAGGGUGUUUAUGUUGUUGGAAAGUCUGGUCUUCCGGUGGAUUUUACUUGGGAGGACUCAUGAAAUGAUGGUGCUGGAGGGAAACGCAGGUCUUCCCGCUGUCCAAAAGAGCUGCCCGGGUGCUGCCCCGUUUGUAUCCAGCAUGAGUACGACAGGCCGGUCAAACUCAUUGGGAACAAGUCGGAGAAGAUCUCGAUGCUCUUCCAGGCUACUUGCUCUGAUGCGAGUGGACACAAAAUGAUAUCCUGUUGAUUACAGUCACAAAAAAAGACUGACAAGGGCAACUACUAAAUGUUGAGCUUUUGUUUUCUUGGCUAUAGUCAUAAAAAAACCUCGGAGAAGGAACCCUACGUUACAAAAAUAGCACAGAGGCAGUUCAGCAGAUGUAAUUCCAAUUGGGAAUGUGUUCUUGUGUCAAAAGAUAAGUAGCUUUUGACAUUAUUUUUUAAUUCUCAAUCUGCACUUUGCCUUUAGAAGGCACCUUGGCAGCACUGCAGUGUGUGUGAUUUCCUUUUUAAUUCAGCAACCUGUGAAUUCUGUUCCACAAAAACCUGGGACUACAAUGAGCGUAUAGACUUUUUUGGAAUAUGGUGUUCAGGGCAUUUAAAUUAAUUUGUCAAGAUAAGAGCAUAUAGCUUAUUACACUGAUUACUCAGAAGUUGUAUGGAUUUUUAAAUCGGUUGUGUUACAUUGUAAAAUUACUAAUAACCAAGGCAGAUAACUGGGAAUAUGCUAGAUCACAGUUUAGGCUUUUAUCAUAAUACACUUCAACAUAAGUAAAUUCAGUAGUUGAGUUUUGCUCGUUCUACAUGUUUACAUUGAGAAUACACGUCCUGUGUGUUAACAUAAUGUACAGUUGAUCACCAGUACUCUGAAUGACGCUUAGGAAGACUGUUUGGCCAGUUGUUAUUUAAAAGAGUUAGUAAAAAGCAGUGGGGUGAGGCUUAUUUUGAUAAUGUCUUAAACAGUACAAUGCAGUGUGAGGCAGCAGAAAACUAUAAAUAAUUUAACCCCUCCAGAGGAGCUGUUUGACCCCCCCCUCCCUUCCACUCCUAUUAUGGCUAGUGGUGGCUCUGGCAAGUCAGCUAGCGAGGGAUCACCCAGCACACCCAGUGGCAGUUUGCAGCAGAGGAAGCAUCUCUCCUCCAUCUGUGACACAUGUAAGGCCAAGAUGCAGCUGGUGGCCGACCUCCUCCUGCUGUCCAGUGAGACCAGGCCGGUCAUGACCUCUGAAGGUGUGGCAGUGGCCGACACCUUCGACCAGUGCCGCGACACCGUCAUCGCCAGGACUAAAGAGCUCUCCAUUCUCACCCAUGACAUUCAGAGCCAGCUCAACAUGGGCCGCUUCACCGAGGUGGGGGACCGCCUCUUGGAGAUGGCCGACCUGGUGGUGUCUUUGACAGAGUGCUCGGCUCACGCUGCUUACCUGGCUGCCGUGGAGACCCCCGGCUCACAGUCGUGCCUGCCGGGUCUGGUGGACCGCUACAAGGUGACCCGCUGCCGGCACGAAGUGGAGCAGAGCUGCAGCGUCCUCCGAGUCACACCCUUGCCAGACCUCACCCCCCAGCUCCUCCUCGAGCUCUCUCAGAACAUUUCCACCAACCUCAAGAAUCUAACGGACAUCUCGUCGCUGGCCAGCGAGAGGUCCAGGGACCGCUUUGCAAAAGAGCAGUUUAAACUGAGUGUCAAGAGCAUGAGCAUGAGCGGCACAGCCUUCCUGGCUUGUGUCAAGGAGGUGAAAACCCAGCCCAGUGAGCUGACCAGGAACCGCUGCGUCCUCUUUAGUGCCGCCCUGGUCCAGGCUGUCAGUGCCCUGGUCGGGUUUGCGACAGAGCCUCAGUUCCUGGGAAGGGCUGCGAGUAUCUCCACUGAAGGGAAGGGGGUACAGACUGCAGUGUUAGGGGGGGCCAUGAGUGUGGUUUCAGCCUGUGUCCUCCUCACUCAGGGCCUCAGGGAUGUUGCACAGCAUCCAGAGAGCAGCUCCAAAAUGGCAGACUACCGUGAGCGCCUGCGUAAUUCAGCGUGUGCUGUUUCGGACGGCUGCACUCUGCUCACACAGGCGCUCAGAGAACGCUCCUCUCCAAGGACUCUGCCGCCAGUCAACUCUCAUUCUGUGAAUUAGUUUAGGAAGAGGCAACACGAGCUCCGGUCCCCUCUGUCCUAUUCUGACGUACCAAAGAGACUCACUUGGGUUAUCCCUGUUCAUCAGGUUUAGAGUCAGAGUAACAUCAGCAGAAGGCUGUCUGUGGGUCUGUUCAUGCGGUUGACAUGCAGAGGAGCACAACAACCGCUGCAGGAUUUUGUGUCGCGCUGGAUGCGACUCAAAUCUUGUUAGAAACGGUCCACUUGACCGCUCUGGGCCUGACCCGGGCUCGGCUGACAGCCCACUCUCACCAACAGACAGCAGCCUUCAAACCUGAAAAGUUUACCUCAGUUUUCAGCUCUGGUGAAAACACUAGCCUUGAUGAUGGAUGUAGCCUCGCUGUGUGAACCUAUGGUUGGCUGAUUUGAUUACAUGUGCUUUGUGAGAUUGGAAAGAGUGAUCUGAGCGUCUCAGUGCUUGCUUCUUUUUUUAUUUUUUUUUCAACGUGUGAAUUCUUAAUUGGUAAAAGCUGCUGUGAGUGUGUGCCAUAGGUUUUACACUAUUUACCAGACUUCCCAUAGUAUUUUAAAGUGUUCUGAUCAUGCAUGUAAUGGAGUAUUUAUUUCAACUAUUAAAAAUGUUGUUUCAGAGA
This is a messenger RNA of Micropterus salmoides (largemouth bass), 3337 nucleotides long. RefSeq names its product talin rod domain containing 1 (gene tlnrd1). The record is from RefSeq and is a predicted model, not a curated record. Bases 1660 to 2724 code for a protein of 354 amino acids. The transcript has a single exon. NCBI's taxonomy places the organism in Eukaryota, Metazoa, Chordata, Actinopteri, Centrarchiformes, Centrarchidae. Gene Ontology annotation, molecular function: actin binding.